This is a messenger RNA of Sphenostylis stenocarpa, 426 nucleotides long. Lineage: Eukaryota; Viridiplantae; Streptophyta; Magnoliopsida; Fabales; Fabaceae. The record is from the annotation of a GenBank genome assembly.
AUGAAUGAAUGUAUAUCUCCAAAGAAACGGGCUGCCAACGUCGUCGUUUUGACAGCCCUAUUGGAUCGGAAGUGUGAACACACCGACCCUGCUAAAGCUUCCUUUUUUACGAAUUGGGCAUCCUACUAUGUAACCCUCUUCGCAACCCAAAGUGAUUCAACGUUUAAAAGCCAAAGUGAUUGUCAAAUUGUGAAUGUGAUGAAGAAUGGACCAACCAGAUUCAGCCAAGUGGCGGAGCAUCACCAGAAUGAAGUCCACCAUCACACGACAUCUACUGGGCCCUAUAACUCGUGGUUCCGAGAAAACAGGGAUGAGACACAUCACUGUGAAAGUACCUAUUUGCCCCUCAAAAACUUGCCCCAAGCUUAUGCAUCCCAUUACAGGAAAACCAUGCAGAGUUAUGCUGGUGAGGAAAACUAUCUAUAG